GCAGAAGAACUCCUCCCUGUCCUGCUCUCUCUCGGCGGACUGUCCUCGUUUGUUUUUGUUGUGUGAGAGGAGGGGAAGCAUCAAGCCUACAGAUUAAACGUUUGUGGGGUAUUUAUAAAUAAUUUCCUCAGUUAAUUUAUAUGAUGUUGCUUUAGACCGUAUUAUUUAAUAACCGUAGUAUUUAAUUAGCGUGAUCCAUCGUUUCGUGCAGAGACUUCACUCAGAUCUAUGAGAGGGAAGUGAAUGAAAUGUCAAGCUAGUCGACCAGUUAGCUUCCAAUUACAUGCGAGUUAACUCACAACACCUUGCCAGCUACAGCCUAACGUUACAUCAAUAGAUUACGGGACAGGCCACUUCUCUGGGCAACUGUUUUACGGUAUCCCAUUUUCUACAAAAUCGUGGGGGGAUUAUUUGAUCUAAAUCAUGAGUGAAGAGGAGAGUUCCACCUCAACGGGUAACAACAAGGACUCGAGCAUUUCGCUCCUACUAACCAAGGACGGACAGACGUACUACGUUGACAAAAGCGGUGUUGUCGACUGCAGAAAUGUAGUCACGCCGCAAGAAUCGGACAAUAACAUGUUCUCGUACGACAUGGACGAUGCCGACGAGGAGAGCGAUGUUCUAGACACCUCGGACCCCCGUGACAGCGCCGCGAGUCCCGAAGAGCUCAACGAGGAAGACGGAUUCGGGGAGAACGAGAACGUGUCGAAAACGUGCACGUACGACGGUUGUACGGAGACCACGACCCAGGUAGCCAAGCAGCGGAAACCCUGGAUGUGUAAGAAGCACCGUAACAAGAUGUACAAAGACAAGUACAAGAAGAAGAAAAGUGACCAGGCUAUGUCCAGCGGGAAACAAGAUGAGAGCUUGGAGGAGAGGCCUGUGUCUGUAAACAAGCAGCGUCUUGGCACCGUGGGGGACCGUCCGGCCAGACCCUCCCUCAUCGAACAGGUGCUCAACCAGAAGAGACUGUCUCUGCUGAGGAGUCCUGAGGUCAUCAGGUUUCUACAGCAGCAGCAGCGUCUCCUGACCACCCAAAGUCACAGCCAAUCGCAGCCUGACUUCCAGGGCUGCUAACAGGACAACAGGGGAGGGGCCAGCCACUCUGUGUGUCCACCUCCAGACACGGGUUCUAGAAUGUAGAAUGUUCUGGAAUUAUGCUAAGUCAUUCUGGAACUAUUCCAUCUAUCACGGUGGCAGGAGGACACAGUUGUUAGUACCUAUCUAACUCAUAAGGGUUAACUAACCCCUAACCUUAACACAACCCUGACAUUACCCUAACUAUCUUAUGACCCGUUCACUUGAUAUAUACGCAAACUGUCCAAGUGCACCGCUCGGACUGGUGCAGGACUAGGCCAAAAACCUCGGAGCAGCCGUUCUCACGUGGUUUUCCCUCCCUGCUUUCUUACGCGAUGAAUCAUGUGGGCCUAUACCCCCAAAAAAACAUACAGAAACUGAAAUCCUAAUGUACUGUACUGCCCAUCCGGUGAGGUGAUACAGCAUGGCCAUCUAGUGACACCCAGCGAAAAGAUAUGCAGGCUCGUUUACCGGAGUAGUAAAGACCGAAUGGAUUCUUAUCAACAUCAACUGUGCUUCCAAUCAAUCCAUUCAUCAAUCAAUCCAUUCAUCCAUCAAUCAAUCCAUUCAUCCAUCAAUCAAUCCAUUCAUCAAUCCAUUCAUCAAUCAAUCCAUUCAUCAAUCAAUCCAUUCCUCAAUCAAUCCAUUCAUCAAUCAAUCCAUUCAUCAAUCAAUCCAUUCAUCAAUCAAUCCAUUCAUCAAUCAAUCUGUUAAAUAGAAUUCAUGUAGUUGGUAAACAAACCACAUGCUUUAAAUUUCGCUGUCAGCUAGAAGAAGAAGAAGGAACUCACUUGCUUUAAUGUUUUUUUAUUUUGUUUUGUCUGCUGUGUUAAACUGACGUUUUGGCCCAAUUUUUAGAUUCGAUUUAGAAAACAAGACUGUCGUAAACAGGUAGUAGAUGUCAUAAAGAAUAUCAUUUUAUACCAAAACGUCUGUUUUAAUAAUUAGGUAGCAUUGUGUGGUUGUUGUUGUUAGAUGACAAGAUGUAUCAAGUCUGAAUUCACUGUAUAGGAUUGCUAUCCAUUUUUCUGUGAUUACAUGUGACAAUGACAAUCAUGCUUCGGUGUGUGUGUGUGGGGGGGACAUAGCGUGAUGUUUGAAGGGGAGGGGGGGGGGGACAGGGUGCUAAAGAGCUACUAUGUGACUGUCUGCUCGGUUUUUAAAUCAAGGUUGGGGUCAAUUCAGGAAGUAAACCUAGUUCCUAAGAGAAUUGGAAUUUUCAAUUUACUUCCUGAAUUGAAAUGGGAUUAACCACAACCUUGGUAUAAUCUAUUUGUUGUGAUGUGUAAUCUGUAGUUUGGGGUAGAACCUGCAACCCUAACCGCAGAUCUAGGAUCAGAUUACCCUAUGAACCGAUCCUUAACCAUUAAGGCCUAUUUAUACCAGGUUUGGGGUCAAUUCCAUUUCAACUCCAUUCACAAAGUAAAAUGAAAUGCCAAUUUUCUUCAAUGAGUAAAGUUUGGAAUUAGGUUUACUUUCUGAAUUGAUUUGGAAUUGACCCCAAACCCGAUUAAUACCAAAGGCAAUUAGCGAAGCAAAAAUGGUUAUCCUUCAUAGAUGAGUAGAGACAAAUUGCAGGUCUAGACACAUUUGCGUAUUUUUGUUGCGCAAGUACGACGAGCGGCCAUUUUGCAUAGCUAAUUGCUUUCUUGCUUUGCAUUCUUGCGUAGAGUAUAAAUUAGGAUGGAGUUUCCCUUAUAGUCAUCUACUGGUAACAUCUGACCUUGGAUCAGUGGUUAGUACGGUUGAAGUUUCCCUUAUAGUCAUCUACUGGUAACAUCUGACUUUGGAUCAGUGGUUAUAGGGUCAACUUCAAUCUGGCAUCUACCUACCACAUGAUGGUACUCCUCUCAUCAGGCUGUGCCUAUGUAAUGUCUAUUAAACACUGUGUUUUGACUAUG
Oncorhynchus mykiss (rainbow trout) is the source of this 2978-nucleotide messenger RNA. RefSeq names its product regulatory factor X-associated protein (gene rfxap). NCBI's taxonomy places the organism in Eukaryota, Metazoa, Chordata, Actinopteri, Salmoniformes, Salmonidae. Gene Ontology annotation, cellular component: nucleus. The record is from RefSeq and is a predicted model, not a curated record. Gene Ontology annotation, biological process: regulation of transcription by RNA polymerase II.